GUAAGCCAUCUUCGCUUUCUUUAGCACAGGCGGGUAAUUAAAUAGCCUAUUGAGUACAUGAAUAUUAUCUGCAAGCUUAAUAGGAGUAACGAGCUGACAGCUACACAUCAAUUAUGCACACUGUUGACAUAGACCUUCAACUUCAUGUCAUGUCAUGAUUUUUUCACAUUGGUGUCAUCGCGAAAACUCAAACGCUGAUAUGAUAUCACUAUCAUUUUUUUUCAUCGUAUGAUCCACUCCAAGUCGGUGCAAUAAUCUAUCCGAUCAAAGUCCGACGACAUGGUGCUUUCAAAUCAUGUCCCGGUCCUCCUUCCAAGAGACGAUGGAUACACCUCGGUGAUUGGGGCCAUAUAAACCUUCUGGAAACCCUCGAAAAGAUGAUUGGAUUCAAGAUAAUAAACACAGCAAUACCUAUAUUGAAAAUCUAGAAGAACCGUUCCAUCAUGUUAGUUUCCGAGAAGAUCACAUUACCAUGUGGGUUGACCCUACCAAAUCGUCUUUGCAAGGGUGCAAUGGCUGAAGCUAUGUCAACCACCCAUGUGCCCGAUGAACAAUUUUUGAAGGCAUAUGGCACUUGGGCCGACGGUGGAUGGGGAAUGAUAAUGACAGGAAACGUUCAAGUGUCCUCCAAAUACCUUGGAGGCCACAACGACGUAGCCACCACUCCCCAAACCACAGAAGAGACCAGAGCCAACUGGAAAUCCUGGGCGGCAACCUGUCAACGCUCUGGAACACCAACCGUAGUCCAAAUAUGUCAUGCCGGUAGACAAUCACCCCUUGGGGCUGGCAGCCGCGGUCUCUUUUCAAAAACCGUUGCUCCCUCCGCCGUGGCAAUGAAUUUUGGAAGUAGUUUAAUUGAACGGGCCGCUGUUGCGUUAUUAUUCGGUACACCACGCGAACUGACGAUUGAUGAGAUUUCUGGACCGGGGGGCAUCAUUGAUGAGUUUGUGGCGGCUGCGAAACAAUCUUUCGAGGCCGGGUUUAAGGGUGUCGAACUCCAUGGCGCACACGGCUACUUGCUAGCACAAUUCAUGUCUCCUCGAUCCAAUCUUAGAACCGAUGAGUUUGGCGGCACAGCCAGAAAGAGAGCCGAAGUUGUAGUAAGAAUCAUCAAUGAAGUCAGAAAGCAAACGAGUAAGGAGUUUUGCAUUGGUAUCAAGGUGAACAGCGUGGAUGCUGCUUCCAACGAGUCAUUAGAAGAUAGCAUGGAGCAAAUAAGGUGCAUAGUAGAAGCCGGAGUUGACUUCAUCGAGAUUUCCGGAGGAAACUACGAGAAUCCUCGGAUGAUGGGUGAUCCCUCCUCAGCCGCUUUGCCCCCUUCUCGUGAAAGCUUCUUUCUCGAAUUCGCCCAAACAGUACGCAAACAAUUCCCUUCGGUUCUCCUGAUGGUCACUGGGGGUUUCCGUACAAGAGUCGGUAUGGAAGAGGCUUUGAAGUCGGGAGGAUGUGAUCUUAUUGGCAUUGCCCGACCCGCUGCCGUUAUUCCAAAAUUGCCAAACGAAAUUAUCCUCAAUAAGAACAUACCUGACGAAGAAGCAACCGUCAAUCUUGCACCACUCUCUCCGCCAUUUUUGAUGCGCCACUUCCCUGUUAAACAGGUCGGGGCUGGUUUCCAAAGCAUAUAUUAUUCGUCGCAGAUUCAGAGAAUGGCGAAGGGCUUGUUGCCUGUCAACACCACGAUAUAGAUCAUUUUUGAACUUAGAUAGGAGUUAUAGACA
Botrytis cinerea B05.10 is the source of this 1718-nucleotide messenger RNA. RefSeq lists its product as hypothetical. Bases 444 to 1685 code for a protein of 413 amino acids. The transcript is spliced from 4 exons. The record is from RefSeq and is a predicted model, not a curated record. NCBI's taxonomy places the organism in Eukaryota, Fungi, Ascomycota, Leotiomycetes, Helotiales, Sclerotiniaceae. Gene Ontology annotation, molecular function: FMN binding; oxidoreductase activity.